AUGUCGAAUCCUGCGCUGCAGAUAUACGGUGGUGACGAGAUAUCGGCUGUCGUCAUCGACCCCGGGUCAUACAGCACAAAUAUAGGGUAUUCGGGCACUGACAGUCCCCAGCUCAACAUACCCUCAUGCUAUGGACAGUACACUGCCGGCGGGAAGGAGGGGCAGAAAUCGUUCAAUGACCAAUUCAUGAUCAUGCCCCGUCCAGAUUUCGAAAUCAAAAGGAUCUUGGAAAAUGGUUGCGUCGUGGACUGGGAAGCGGCUCAGGAGCAGUGGGCCUGGGCCAUCCGUGACGAGCUCAAAUUUGAGUCUUUCAAGGGUACGCCUGCUUUUCUUACGGAAGCUAUUUGGAAUCCCGAGGAGAACCGCAAGAAGUCCUUGGAGGUGCUUCUCGAAGGUAUGGAAUUCGAGGCAUGCUACAUAGCUCCCACGGCCACAUGUACAUCAUUUGCCAUGGGCAGACCAACAUGCUUAGUGCUGGACAUCGGUCAUGAUGUUGCGAGUGUGUGCCCUGUCGUGGACGGUAUGACGCUAUCGAAGAGCUCUACGCGUAAUUUUCUAGCAGGCAAGCUUCUCAAUAAGCUCAUCGAAAAUCAUCUCAAGCCUCGCGAACUUGUUCCUCUUUACAAAGUUGAGCGCAAGCGGCCUGAAUUCGUUCCCAAGAAAUUCGAAUUCACUGUCAGCAAAUCCGUGGAUGAAUUUGCAAACAGCAGAGGGUUUCUCCAAGAGUGCAAAGAAACCAUGUUGCAUGUUGCUGCUGUCGAGCUGCCAAAAUUCCAGUCAGAACUAGAAACCACGUCAAAAAGAUCCAUAGAGGCUCCUUGGGGCGAAAACAUCAUAUUUGAUAGUAAUGCAAGAUACAGCUUCGCUGAGCAGCUUUUCAAACCAACAAAAGAAAUGCUCCCUUCGGACUGGCCAGUGACAAAGGACGGUGUUGUAGAAACAUGGCACAACGAUUACGUGCCUAUGAAGAGGGCAAAACCAGGUCUCGGCAACAAAGACAAGGAGGGAACUACUGAGUCUACUCCCGCUCCUGAAGAAGCAAAUGGCGAAACACCUUCCGCUACAACGAACGAAAAUGGUAAGAGACCCAUUGAAGAGAGCUCAAAAACUUCCGAUGCAAUUGCAGGCCUCGCAGACCUCGUCAAUACAGCUAUAACGGCAACGGAUGUCGAUCUGAGGGCCACUCUUGCUCACAAUCUUGUUGUUACAGGCGGUUCGUCGUCAAUUCCCGGGCUGACUGACCGAUUGAUGACUGAGCUCAAUAAGAAGUUACCUGCAUUGAAGUUUCGUAUCCUAACUUCUGGGCACCUCAGAGAAAGACAGUCUAGAGCGUGGCUUGGGGGCAGCAUAUUAUCUAGCUUGGGCACAUUCCACCAAUUGUGGGUUGGUAGACAAGAGUAUGAAGAGGUUGGUGCCGAAAGGCUGCUCAAAGACAGGUUUAGAUGA
This is a messenger RNA of Lachancea thermotolerans CBS 6340, 1446 nucleotides long. RefSeq names its product Arp4p (gene ARP4). Gene Ontology annotation, molecular function: chromatin binding. Lineage: Eukaryota; Fungi; Ascomycota; Saccharomycetes; Saccharomycetales; Saccharomycetaceae. Bases 1 to 1446 code for a protein of 481 amino acids. The transcript has a single exon. Gene Ontology annotation, cellular component: SWI/SNF complex; NuA4 histone acetyltransferase complex. Gene Ontology annotation, biological process: regulation of transcription by RNA polymerase II. The record is from RefSeq and is a predicted model, not a curated record.